This is a messenger RNA of Plasmodium knowlesi strain H, 2097 nucleotides long. Its product is annotated as basal complex transmembrane protein 1, putative. Bases 1 to 2097 code for a protein of 698 amino acids. The transcript has a single exon. The record is from RefSeq and is a predicted model, not a curated record. NCBI's taxonomy places the organism in Eukaryota, Apicomplexa, Aconoidasida, Haemosporida, Plasmodiidae.
AUGGUGAGAAGCACAAGCGAAAAGAAUGAUACGGAGGUCGAUAAUUUCUCAGUCAACAUAAACAACAGCAACGACUUUAACAGAGUACUGAACGAAAUUAAGCUAAAAGAAUUUCAUCGUGAAAAGUCGAAAAAAGGGAAGCAGACAAGGAGUAAGGUAAAGGCGAGAAAUGGGAACGAUGUAGAAAAUGACAUGGUAAUCUUGAACUCGCAGUCAGACAAGAGCACAAGGAGCAAGAGGAUUCUUAGCCAAAGUAGAGGAAAAGGAAAAUUGAUACAGGAUGACGUGAAUGGGAUGAACGCGCAAGGUAACGAUUUGUACGAUACACCUGUUUUCCCGCAAAUCACCUCCUUAAUUCUUUACCAUGAGAAAGAAAACAACAACUCUGAAUCUUCCAGUAGCAUCAAGCAUGCAAUAAACGAAAAAAUAGAAAGACACAGCUCCAACCAUAAAAUGGAGAAACAUACCAUAUAUGAUAUCUAUGAGAAAACAUUGAAAAAAUUGUCCAUUGAAGACGAAAGUGAUAUCUUAAAGGAGAGUGAUGAAAGCAACUUUUAUUUUAAUAUGAACAAAAGUUUGGACAAGAGAAAAAGCAAUAUAAACUUUUCAAUCUCCAAUUUUUCAAAUAACACUUCUGAUGUGUCCUCAUCUAAUUUGAUUCCCGCGUAUCGAACAGAAGGAAGUAAGAUGGAGAAAAAAAUGAACCACCAAAAUGAGAAGGAUACAAAGUUGAGGGGAAUAAAACAUAGCGAUAAGGAUGCACAGACGAAGCAGUCGCGCCACCACAGUAAGGAAGAAAAAGUGCAUAGGAAAUUGGAACAACUUGCAAGAAAUGGUGCCCCGGAAAGUGAAUCGAAUAUUUACUACGAUGAGAGGGCGUUUAACGUUUCGCACAUGGACAGGGAACAUCACAGUUGUAGGAAUGGUGGUGAUUCUUCCAAUGAGGAGGGAAGCAUUAGAGGAAUGGUAAAGGGAAAAAAGAUAAUCGGUAAGGAACAGGGCAAAGAAUCAAAUAAAUAUGAAAACAAGUGCAAAUCGAAAAGUUCAAACACAAGGGUAAAUCUGGAUGAAGAGCCCGACGCGCGUGAUGCAGAGCUCCCAGCAGAUUUGCUCCGUACGAACGAAUUAAAAUCGUCAGGGAACGAAUACCUUACGCAGAAGGAACGUGAUUAUUUGAAUGUGUCCAACCCUUUAUCAACUGGGAACUUGCAUGAAUGUGGAAGGGGGGAAAUGCAGAAAGGAGAAAUGGGAAAUGAAAAAUAUAAGGUAGCCAGCACAAAGGGGAAAGAUCAAAUUGUGGAUAACUAUUAUGAUAAUGACGUGUAUGACGAGAAGGAGACAGUGCGGGCAUCGCUGAAAGAUAUACCCGAAAUUAAUACUUACCAUUCACUGAACAGUCUAUUGCACAAAAGGAAAAAAUAUAUAAAUGGAAGAACGGAUGAGAAUUACGCAACAUCAGAAAUGACCACAACAGAUUCUGAAUGCUCGAUAGAUGAGAAACUUAAUAUGGGUGUGUCAUAUGAUGAUUUUAAAAAUAAGAAGCAAAGUGAAAUGUUGUCCGUUGUACAGGUCAGCAGAAGUAAGGAAAAGUUACUGAAAGUGGUAAAUAGUGAGCAAAUUUUAAAUAUUAGGAAGAUUCUAAGAGUAAUGCGCGAAUUUUAUAUAGGAUUUAUUGGUCUACAAUUAAUUUAUUUUAUAACUUAUCUUCUCUUUGGUAACAAUAGCGUCUACUUAAUUCAAAUUGUUUCUAUAUCUUGCACCUUCUUUUCGCUUUUGGAUGCCAAUUACCACGGCUACUUAUUAAAUGGCUUUAUUGAUCUUUGUAUUGCAGUUUUCCUAAAUAUAGCUAUUUUAGAAGAUAUUUCCGGUUUUAAGAGCUUAAAAUCUAAUGAUGUGUUAAAAAAUAUAACCCUGUCGAAUGUCGUUUUCCUGUACUUCUUUUCUGCAUUCUCCUUUUUGAAUGGCUAUUUUAUACACAAAUUGCAUUCCAUGGAAAGAAGAAAUAUAAAGCAUGUAAUACGGAGCAUCGAGUCCAAGGCAGAGCAGGCUGUUAGGAGCGGAACGCUCGCUACGUCACCUUCCAAAAGUAUUCAUUAG